Molecule: messenger RNA, 920 nt
Organism: Branchiostoma belcheri (Belcher's lancelet)
Lineage: Eukaryota; Metazoa; Chordata; Leptocardii; Amphioxiformes; Branchiostomatidae
Product: U7 snRNA-associated Sm-like protein LSm10
Exons: 3
Coding region: 131-523 (130 amino acids)
Biological process (GO): mRNA 3'-end processing by stem-loop binding and cleavage
Cellular component (GO): cytoplasmic U snRNP body; nuclear body
Molecular function (GO): U7 snRNA binding; histone pre-mRNA DCP binding
Source: RefSeq, a predicted model, not a curated record
CACAAUGCACCCGUGCAACAUGGCGGCCUUUUGAAAGUUUUUCACGAAGUUUCCCAAUAUUAUCAUAGUUCGCGGCCUAUUCCACCUGUCUAACUUCACAACAUUACCGCUAAGAGAUAAAGACACAACCAUGGCAUCAUUACGAGAGCGUGCCAUCAGCCAGAACACGCUGGUGUGCCUGCUACAGGCGAUACAAGGCCACGAGACCACGGUGGAACUCCGUGACGAAGCUUCCGUGUACGGGCUGAUCGUGAAUGUGGACGCCUUUAUGAACACCACCAUGAAAUACUGUACCUACACGGACCGCAGGGGGAAGACUGUGCAGUUUGAUGACUUCUACGUGCAGGGAAGGAACAUCAGGUUUGUCCAGAUUCCUGAUGCUGUGAACAUGAUGGAGGCCAUCGAGCACCAGCUGGGGUCUAUCGAGCGCCGGCGGACCGUGCACAGUCAGGAGAGGAAGAAGAUGAUGGAACUCCGAGAGGCCAGGAGGAGAAAGAGGGAAGCAAAGGCCAAGAAGACAUGAUUCCUUUUUCUGUAUUCUGUUAUCUAUGGGUCAUGACAUUAUUUGCAUAAAACAGGAAAAAAGAACAGACUUUUUUUAAGGAAAAAAAAGUAAAGCAGUCACCCUCAACUGAGGUACAAUACAUAUAUUGCAAAGCAUACUGGUUCACCCCUAUCCUUCUCAAUAAGUGGGUUCUUUUACAUGCAUAGGUUUGGUGCUAUGUCUUCUUCUUUGGCAGUUCAGUCUGCAAUAGAAGCCAACACAAUUCCAUAAUAACUGUCAUGUUGUUUUUUCAUUACACCCAUUGGUGCUAUGUAAAUACUGUUUAACAAAUACAAGAAAACUGUUGCACUCACUGUCAUCUGUGUCCUUCAUCUUCAUUUACUUUCAUUUGAGGCAGCCACCUGCAACUUAUUUA